Molecule: messenger RNA, 3219 nt
Organism: Tetrapisispora phaffii CBS 4417
Lineage: Eukaryota; Fungi; Ascomycota; Saccharomycetes; Saccharomycetales; Saccharomycetaceae
Exons: 1
Coding region: 1-3219 (1072 amino acids)
Biological process (GO): negative regulation of septation initiation signaling; rDNA heterochromatin formation
Cellular component (GO): nucleolus
Molecular function (GO): rDNA binding; phosphatase activator activity
Source: RefSeq, a predicted model, not a curated record
AUGAUGUACAAAAUACAGGUAAUCCUAAUACCCCCAAAUUCGAUUGAUAAUUCUUACUAUAGAGUGACUUCAUCAAAUGCAUUUAUAAACAAUCUGAAUAUUAAUAAUGAGAACGCAACGUUGAAUAAAGCUCCCUUCAAUGGUUCGGGAUUCACGGGUUAUGGAAAUGAUCAAAAUAUUAACAAACCAAAUUCAAAUGAUUCCAUGAUAGGCAGUUCUUAUAAUUCUAUGAUAUUCAAUCCAUACAAUUCGAUGCCUAAUACAAAUCUCCUUCUGUUAUUUCCAAAUUAUAAGAAGUUUCUAUUGUUUACAAAACCAGACAAUACACUGUUGACGGUUUCUAAUGAAAUUGUCACUAAAUGUUUGAAAUUAUAUCCAGGUGGAGAAAACGAAAUUGAUAUUUUGUCAUUACAAGAUAUUAAUAAUUGUGAUUUAGAUCCGGAUUUUAUAGUAAAAGACGUUUUUGUCACCGAUAAUAUUAUAAAAGUUAUACUAAAAAAUGACAUAAACAUAACCUCACCAUCAUCAUUAUUUUCAUCGAACAAGAAGCAAAAAAUAAAUAAUGGGACAUCAAUAAACACACAAAUACCGCCUUAUCAACCAUUACAAGCUGCACCUGUCAAUACUCAGAAUGGCUACUCAAACGCAAAUGGUGGGAUCACAGUAAUCAAGAAGAGACAAGGUUCAGGAAAUAAUAUUAUAAGAAAUGGUUUAACGAGCAAUACGAUGAGAAUAUCAACACCUUUAGUGCACCAGAUCUACUCGCGUACAAAUAAGCAUUUAAAUAAUUCUGAUGAUGAAAAUGAAAAUGUUGACGAUGGCAAUGACAAUAAUGACAUGGAAGCUAUGGAUAGAUCAUUUCUUCCACCUCCACAUCAACCUCAAUCUCCGCCUAUUAGAAUUAGCUCAGAUUUUGAUAGCACAAAAAAAAUUAAGUCAUUAGUUGAGGAUGAUACGGUCUCAAAAUCAGAAACAGUAGAUCCAGUAAAAGCUAAACAGCAGAGAAUAUUCUUGGGGACACCAAUAAGGAACGCAUCGAUGCCCAAUGGAGUUUGCUUAACAGGACAAAAAGUCAUGUCAGAACAAAGAUAUUCCAGUCUUGAUGCCAAGUCGUCUAUAUUUGCAAAUACUAGAUCGAUAUCAACCGUAUGCAAAGGUAAUGACAAAAUUGCAUUAAACGAUUCAAGAAUUACAUCAGGUAUGCUAUCUAUACCCGAGCCAAAAUUAUCAGAAGUUGAAAAACAAUUACAUGAAGGUCCAUCUAGUCCUUCAACUAUUUUACCACCUAAACCUGAUAGAAUUCCAAUGAAAAAACCAUAUAUUCCUGAUAAUUCUGAUUCUGAUUCUGAUUCUGAUUAUAUGUCUGAUUCAUCUUCUAGUAUAAAUUCAGAAUCAUCUCCUAGCAUAGAAGUUAAACAGAAUAUCAUUGUACAAGAUAUGCAACGUCCGACUGAGAAUGGAUCCCCAGCACCAAGUCAUAUUAAAAAUAAUAAUAGGGCAAAAAUAAGUGAUCAAGUUAGUGACUCUUCAACUUUUAAAUUAGCUGAGCUCCCUCAAACUGGGAAUGUUAAAGGUUUAAACAAUAAAGAAGAAGAAUCUAAACAAAAGGGGAAUGUUAAAGGUUCAGAUGAUAAAGAGGAAGAAUCUAAACAAAAUGGUAAUAGCUCACAAACUCUGAAACCAGACACUAAAGGAAAUAUCAAUCUUGAAAAAUCUUUAGUAAAUUCCAAUAAAUUCAUAAAUAAACUUGAGAAUGUGACCCUGAAUAACAUAACUUCUGAAGCGAAAGAAAAACCAAACAAUUUCAGUAAACAUGAAAUAUUAAGUAUGGUUGAUGGAAAUGAAUUGGAUUUAAAUAGGCCUUUUAAAAAUUUAAAGGGUACAAGCAACAAAAAACCAUACACUACAGUUUUACAUAAGGAUAUUGAUAAUUCAAAACCAGACCCUAGAAAUAUUUUGCCUACACGUUUGCCAAGAAAUGCGGCAAGAAGAGCAGCCGAAAAACUUUCGACAAGAUAUGAAACAAUAUCUAAAUUUAAUGCAGAUAAUGAUUCAACCUCUGAAUCUGAUUCCGAAUCUUCCAGCGGCAAUGAGUCUGAUAGAAUAGCUAGUGAUGUUGAAGCAGAUGGAGAUAAGGAUCGUUUACAAUCUGCUACUGGUAAAGUGCCACAUCAAAACCAUAAUAUUGUUGUCCGCGAAAAUAACGAAAUUAAAAAAUUGAAUAUUCAUGAUUUAAAUACUAGAGUAAUCACUUCAGAUCCAAACACCUCAACAGCUAACACAGAUAAAAAUAUUAUACCAAAGCAGAUUAUAUCUGAAAAAAAUGAAUCACUUAGUAGCAGCACAAAACCAACUCCAAAGGAUAUACCAGGGUCUCAACCACCUGCUAAUACUUCGAGGGGAGUGGCCUCGCUUCCAAAUCGUGAAGUUGAACUAAAUAUUCAGGCACCAAUCCUUUCAAAAAAGAACAACAAUAUACCUGUAUUCGAAGAAUCUAAUACUAGUACAGUUCCUCAAAUAUUAAGGAAGCCUAGUUUUUUGGAAUCUGAGAUUGACUCAGAAGUGAAUGAUGUAUUCGAUAAGACGACUAACGAAAGUAUGAAUCCUAUUUCGAUUAAUAAAAUACCAGCUGUGCAUUCUAUGAAUAAGCCACCUGCUGUACAUUCGAAAAAUCAACCGCCUACUAUUCGUUCAACAAACAGCAAACCAUCUGCCGCUAUGCCUUCGAUCAUCAAACCAUCUGCUACUAUGCCUUCUAUAAUCAAGCCAUCUGCCACUAUACCUUCUAGCAGCAAAUCAUCUACCACUAUGCCUUCUAAUAGUAUACCACCUAUAGCUUAUACAUCAAAUAAGAAGGCAAAUAAUGAUACUAAGACAAAUAGUAAACUACCUACUAAUACUACUAAUAACAUUCCCCCAGCUUUUAGUUCUGCAAAUAACAUAUCUGCUGCAUUUACUCCCACAAACAGAAGAGAAUCUGUUUCUAAUGCCACUAAGGAUACGAUUGAAAUGCAACCUUCAGGAAAAGUUAAGAAUUUGUUAUCUUCACAAUCUGUACAAAAACUAAAUAUUCAAUUAUCAAAAGAAAGUGACUCUAGCAGCAGCUCUGACGGUAGUACUGAUAGCACAAGUAGUGAUUCUGAUUCAAGUCGUGAAGACGAAGAAGAUUCAAGAUUUAAAAACAUACGUGAAGUAAAUGCUGCAUUACAAAAAAGAUAA